GGACCAUACGAGGGUGUGGUCUGGCGCCCCGAGGACGCCGGACGCCAUGUCCCUGGACGUCAUGCGACACGGUGGCGUGGUCCAUGAUGUCGUGGCUGUCCUGGGACGCAGGACCGUGUGGGUGCAUGGUCUGGCAUCACGGGAUGCUCGACCUUCCAUGUGGCCACGAGCAGGGAUGAACCGGGCGAUGGUCACGCGUGUCGAAAAGGUCAGGGAUAUUCGACAGGCCGGAAACAGGGAGCGCGAAAAUAGUGAAAAAUAUCGAAAGAUCACCAACCGUGGCGAAAAAACGUUAAACGUGUCGGAGAAGUCAGGGAUAUUCGACAACAGGUGUGAUGCUUGUGUAGAUGGUAGAGAAAGCUCAUCGGGUGCGUGUACGCCGAAGGUGCUUGGAUGGGCUGCGACGUACCAUGAUAAAUACUGGGCGCUUGAUUGGCAUCUGGGAAUUAAGGUUCCCUACUGCGAGCCGGUGGUUUUCUUGAGAGACUCGAAAGGGGAUUUUUAUCCCUGCGGAGGAAUCAAGAAUUACGCCUUCGAUAACCUUGAGGUGCAUGUGGAGUACAUGAGAUUCCACCUCACCACUUUUUUCGAUGCUGAUGGCAACGAGGAACCCGACAACUACAAACAGGUGUCGUUGCAUUUGCAGAAGUUCGUGGGGUACGGUAUGCGCGUUGUUGCUAUGCCUCCUUUCGACAAGUCACGAAAGAAAGACGGGUCGCAGGUCGUUAUGCUUCGCCCUCCAGAGUUCCUCAAGAAAAUUAACUGCCAUAAAGUGGCUACGCACGUGUGCACGGUGGACAACAAGCUGACGUUAUCCACACGUCUUAUACCGUUCGAUAUUAUUGUCCACGAGUUCGCUUCGAUGCUUCGAUCGUAUAGGUUGCAGACGUUGGGCCAAGCUAUUCUGCACAGCGCGAUCUCUAUUGGCUCGCCACAUGCUGGAGGGGCAAGGAAAACCAAACUCGGCAGUUCAGCGGGACACACCGGGCAGGAGGGAUCGCUUGGCAAGUCUGGGCCUGUGUUGAAACCGGCUCUGCUCCGGGUCGACCACGGGAGGAAGCCCCCUGGGGAUUCAGAGAAGACAGAAGAUGACUUCACCCCUGGACAGCGCGUGGUUGAGAGAUCCACGGACGACAACGUUGGACGUGACGAGGAUGAAGCCGAAGAGCGCGAUGAAGGUGAGGAUCACGGAGCUGCCAUCGAUGAAGAUGCCUGCGACGACGAGGAUGACCUCGAAGUCGAGGACGACAGUGAGGGGGGAGGUGACGAUGAGGAAGGGAGCUACGAAGGGGGGAGCGAAGGGGAGAUGCACGGUGACAAUGAGUGCGGAGGGGGUGACGGUGAGUACCAGUGCGUUAACGACAGUGCAGCCGUCGCAUCGGGACACGAGGACGUCGUCGUUGACACUCAGAGAUCAGUAUGCUCGCGUAAGAGAAAAACGACAUCUCAAUGGCAAGACGAGGAACGGACCCGGAGGCAGUCCAAGUUAAUUGGUUUGGCGGCAUCGCAGGAGGUGUACAAGAAAGCGCUGGAAACACAAUCGGCGAAGCCGACCACGGAGAAGCGCGAACGUCCGCGCUCGUCACAAAGGUGGAAGAAGAAACCGAAGGUGGACGGCUCGAAGGAAGUGGCAGACUUCGGUGACGAGGCGGUGGGGGUUGAUCCAAGAGAUAAUACUGCGAAACCGGAGUGGCUGGUUUCCAAUAACAUUGACACGACAAGAUGUUUUUUCUUGGAGUACGACGGGGAUGGGAAUGCCAUUGACCGUCCUGCCCAGGUGUUCGUCAACUUCCUUAAGAUCUUGCCUAACCCUGACAACGGUGAUUGCCAGUACAAUCACAGACCGCUGAACGAGAUGUUGGUCGCCUCUAUCAAGGACGCUUUGGAACGACCGGAGAAACAGAAAGAGCGGGACAAAAACACAUUCAUUCUCGCUCCGGUUGUAGAAGUCGUGGUCGUCACCUCUGGCAGGACAUUUGGGAAGAAACUCAUGAACAUGAACGACCUUUACACGGAAGUGCGCAGGGAGAGAUACAUGGUGCGCAUGUUUAGCUACGUGCUCUUCAAGUCGGAGAAGAGGGAACGGCGCGAAUGGAAAUACGGAUUCUUCAUCGGGUACGAUGAUAUAAUGGCGAGAUUUGGACCGAACGGGUUGACAAAGGAAAAGUGGGAGAAGAAGAAGACGAAACUUCCGGUUGAGAGAUUGAACAAUGUGUCGAAACGUUUGGGCGGUGUCGAUGAGGGGAAGUUGGGAGAUGGGAAUGUGGGGGGGUACAAGGUUACGACUGAGAUGUACAUGGAGUAGGACGUCACUCGUGCCGUGAAGAAGUUGAGUUGCCACCUUGCGGUGCUGGAUUUGGGUCCCAACAAGAGUCUUGAUUUAUGGACAGACCAGCGGUUUGUCGAGCUUCAACAUAUGAUGAAGGUUCUAUGCGGGACACAUUGGGCACUCGUUAUUUUCUGCGGGCUGAAAUCCGAGGACUUGAUUUUGAGGAGCAUCUUCAGGUGGGGGAGUGUGAAGGUUCUCCCGGGCCGCUGGAGGCGGCAUCACAGUACUCAGCCGUCCUCGUGUGUCCCGCUUGGAAAUCUUCCAUUGAGAAAUCGGGACUCCAUGACAAUUGUGCUGCACGACGCAGGCAAUGACUUCAAAAAAGUCACGGUCCCAUCCAAGCGUGACAAUGUGCUCUUCGAUACAAACUUUGAGGAGGAGAUGUUUGUGAGGUGCACAAAACAACACAUCGGUGUGGACGGCAAAGACAGAGCUGUUUAUGGUGCUUGGGAGAAAGAGCCGGCAAAGAUCAAAGAGUUGUGUUCAUGGUUUUCGAAGGAAGGGGAGGGUGUGCUCCUUCUGGGCAACGUCCAAGCUGACUCAUUUUGGGACUUACUUUGGUCCGGCCGUCAUGUUGUGGCAUGCGAAGGUUCCUCCACCAUGCUCGAGUACUGUUCCGCGUUUAUUGAUCGUCUCGUUCGUGAUUCCCAUAGCCGUUGUCACUUCGAGCGACCGAAAACUCAGCAUCGCUCGGACCGAGACAUGUUUCUUAAACUGGGAAAGAAGAUAGAGUCUUUGUGGAAGUACUUGUUCUGGAAUGCUCCUGAUAAGCGGACAGAGACAGAUUAUGUUGCACGCAAAGUCAUCGCACUCCAACAUCUCCAGCGAUACCACGAUGCCAAAAUUGGUGCAAUCGAGAUUUUCUUGGCACGUUGCGAAAACCUCUGGUUCGACAAAAGAAUGGACCGCAUUGACGCAAAGACUUAUAACGAAGCGUUGGAGCCCGAAGAUCGUUUCGAUUUGAUGGACAGUGAGGAGGAUACGGAUGACGACAAGAUUGACCUGCCUUCAACUGAUGCAAGGCAUGAAGCAGGCGACGAUGACAUGCGUGCGGAGUCCUUGGCGGAGGGUGAAGCGGGGCUGGGUGAAGCGAGGGGAGCGACUACGGCAAGAUGCAAGAAUGGCCGAGUCACACAACCGCCUACGUCGUCCAUGGGAGAUGGUACAGAGGCAAGCACUUCGAAAUGGGUGGACAACCGCGCCACCCCAGGCUUUCCUACGCUCAUGAGGAAUAUGAUCUCGGAUGUCAUGGCAAUGGAAACAGAAAUCCCAACACUUUGUGGUCCCGCCGGCGUGGGGCCCGGGGAGGAUGCCAUGGAUCUGGAGGACGAUCCAUUGUUUCACAUGCCUGACGACGAGGACAAAGCUCUGAGUCCUGGGGAUGAAAUCGAAAGUCACAUGAAGGAGAGCAAAGGAGGACCUCACUUUUUGGACACAAAGUUCACAGAGACUGAGGCUUACAAAUGGGGUCAUCACAUCAUAUGGCAUUCGGGCUUGUUCGAGCCAUGUGUGGUUGACGGCAAAUGGCAGAUGGCUGUCCGAGUGGGAGGGAAUUGGGUAAUGAAGAAAAGACUCAACAAGACUAAGUUCCUUGACAUUGCGAAACAACAGUUGUUGUUGCGCGUGGUCCAGGCGAACAGGGGUGCAGGAGAGGAAACUAUUAGCGAAAAGCUACGCGACGACGACGAACAUGACGGGGAGGACGAUGAGGAGGAGAGGGAGAAGAAGAUGACGAAGAGGACGAGAAGAAGAAGAAGAGGAGAAGAGGAAGUUGAGGAGGAGGAGAAGAAGAAGAUGAAGAAAGGAAGAGGACGAGGCGGAGGAAGAGGAGGAGGAGGAGAGCAGCAAAAGAAGAAAGAAUGAAGAAGAAGAAGAAGAAAAAGAAGAAGAAGAAGAAGAAAAAAAAAAAGAGGAAAAAGGAGAAGAUGAAGAAGAAGAAGUAGAAGAUGCGCGUGCUGACAUGG
Molecule: messenger RNA, 4293 nt
Organism: Chara braunii
Lineage: Eukaryota; Viridiplantae; Streptophyta; Charophyceae; Charales; Characeae
Source: the annotation of a GenBank genome assembly